AAUCCAAAAAAAAAAAAAAAAAUUCUUCAACUAUCUUAUUUUGUUGAUGUUCGUAAAUAUUUACGAAUUAUAUUAUUACUGCUAUUAAUUUUUGGUUACCGAUGCGUCAAUGGGUACUAACACCUUUAUACAAUUACUACUUUAUUAACUCAAUGUCAAACGUAAAGUGACUUUUUUGGGAAAUAUUUUCCUAGUGUAUUUUUUACAUUUUCGAAAAAAAUAAAAAUGUCCUCAUAUUACGAAAGGCAAAAAAGCCUGUUUAAUACUCUAAAAGAAGCUGAAGAGCAGUACGGUUUCGCCAAAUGUAAUGAGACAAUAGAACCCCAAGAAUGUGUCAUAGAUAAGCGAACAUACAGAAAACAGAAAUAUGUUAUGAAACAGUUUAGGGGAAAGGAAAGUAUAUUUAAGAGGUCAGAAGCUAAGAUUCAACAAUGUUUGAGGCGCAGAAGCAAACCUGAAUUUAUCAAAAACCCACACAAGUGGGACUAUUAUACAUUAUCAGAUGUAACUCCAGAGCAAAUGUCAGAGGCAACUAACACUGCAACAGCCCUUGCAUUUAUUAAAGAGAUGGAAGAAAGAGAGGCAAAAAAUAAACAAAUGACCGUUACAGAUGAAACUGGGGCAGUUUUUAAGAAGCCAAUAUUUCAGAUAUCAAAAACAAUAAAAAAGAAUAGUCAAGAUGAGGAAAAGAUAAUAUUUAAAAGCAGUAAAGUAAUUAUGCCAGAAUAUGUUGUAGGUGUGAGUCAAAAGAAAAAGGAUAAAAAAGCUGCUAAAUUAUUGAAAGUAAAAGAUAAUGCUAUUGAUGAGGAAUUGGAGAAGAAAUCUGAACUUAAAUUAAAUCACCUUUAUGAUGACAAUGAAGAAGAUAAUGAAAAUGAAUAAAGCAAAGGUACUACAAAUAUAAUUAAUAAAGAAGCACUCAACUCUACCAUGUGUCAAGAACCAUGAUAUGCUCAUUUAUUUAAAUAUCAAAUAUUAGUUGAAUAUUUACACUUCAGUGGUUUAGCUUAAUGGAAAAAAAAGAAAUUGGUUAAAGUUCAUUAUCAUAAUAAUUAAUAGUAUAUUAUUAGGAAAAUGUUAUUUGGCAUAUUGUAUAAGUUUUUUUUCUGAUUAUAUCAGACAGCUAGGGGCGUGCAUAUGAUAUAGGCCGUGCCUCGUUAUGAACAUAAAUAAAUAAAUCACUAUUGUUAAAGUUAA
Messenger RNA from Leptidea sinapis, 1197 nucleotides. RefSeq lists its product as uncharacterized. NCBI's taxonomy places the organism in Eukaryota, Metazoa, Arthropoda, Insecta, Lepidoptera, Pieridae. The record is from RefSeq and is a predicted model, not a curated record. The transcript is spliced from 2 exons. Bases 226 to 882 code for a protein of 218 amino acids.